Messenger RNA from Abrus precatorius (Indian licorice), 2181 nucleotides. RefSeq names its product 3-hydroxyisobutyryl-CoA hydrolase-like protein 2, mitochondrial. The coding region runs from base 188 to 1408 and encodes 406 amino acids. Gene Ontology annotation, biological process: L-valine catabolic process. Gene Ontology annotation, molecular function: 3-hydroxyisobutyryl-CoA hydrolase activity. The record is from RefSeq and is a predicted model, not a curated record. The transcript is spliced from 15 exons. NCBI's taxonomy places the organism in Eukaryota, Viridiplantae, Streptophyta, Magnoliopsida, Fabales, Fabaceae.
AAUAAACCCUAACAUCGAUUCGGGUCUCAAUUCGGUGCCUUCAAACCCGGACCCAACUUGGUUCCCGAGGGAAAGCGUCCUUCAAUUUCAUAGUAACCAAGACACAGAGAGCUGAACUUUCAUUUGAGUAACACUUUCUAACACUAGAAACAUUUAACAACGAUUCUAACCAGAAAGAAAAUCGAAGAUGCAGAGAUUCAAAGCUCUGCUACCGCAGACUAGGUUCUCAUUUCGCAAUCUCUGUUCUCAUCAUCGACCUUUCUCUGCUCAACCAAAUUACGAGGAGCACCACGAUGACGAUUCUCAGCAACAGAUUUUAGUUGAAGGAAGAGCGAAAUCGCGAGCAGCGAUUCUCAAUAGGCCUUCUUCGCUGAACUCGCUCACUGCUUCGAUGGUUGCUCGUUUGAAGCGGUUGUAUGAUUCGUGGGAAGAGAACUCUGAUAUUGGCUUUGUUUUAAUGAAGGGUAGUGGUAGAGCUUUCUGUUCUGGUGCAGAUGUUGUUAGGCUGUAUCACUCACUCAUUGAAGGAAAUACUGAAGAAGCUGAACAGUUUUUCAAAACAGUAUAUUCGUUUGUAUAUCUUCAAGGGACCUAUCUUAAACCACAUGUGGCCAUUUUGGAUGGAAUAACGAUGGGAUGUGGAUCUGGAAUUUCUCUUCCAGGGAUGUUCCGUGUUGUAACUGAUAAAACUAUUUUUUCUCACCCAGAGGCUCAAAUAGGUUUCCACCCUGAUGCAGGAGCUUCUUAUAUUUUGUCUCGUCUACCUGGCUACUUAGGGGAAUACUUGGCCCUUACAGGAGAUAAGCUUAAUGGUGUUGAAAUGAUUGCCUGCCGCCUUGCUACUCAUUAUUCACUAAAUGCGAGGCUUGCCUGGCUUGAAGAACGCCUUGGCAAACUGAUAACAGAUGAACCAUCUGUUGUGGAGGCAUCCCUUGCACAGUAUGGCGAUCUUGUUUAUCCAGACAAAAACAGUGUCCUUCACAAGAUUGAUAUUAUUGAUAAAUGUUUCAGUCAUGAUACAGUGGAAGAAAUUAUUGAAGCUUUGGAGAAAGAGGCAGUUGAGUCUUAUGAUGAAUGGUGCAUGAUCACUCUAAGGAGAAUGAGAGAAGCCUCUCCGUUGAGUUUGAAAGUUAUUUUACGAUCUAUACGUGAAGGUAGAUUUGAAACUCUUGAUCAAUGUCUUGUACGUGAAUACCGCCUGUCCCUUCGUGGAGUUUCCAAGCACGUCUCCUCUGAUUUCUUUGAGGGUGUUCGAGCAAGAAUGGUUGACAAAGAUUUUGCACCAAAGUGGGACCCACCUACUUUAAAAGAAAUAUCUGAGGACAUGGUUGAAUUCUAUUUCUCUCCGUUAAGCGAAGUUGAGUCUGAACUAGUGCUGCCAACAGCUUUGCGAGAACCUUACAUGUGAAAAAGCAUAUCUCUAAGCAAUGCUCAUGACUAUCAAUGGUUGAAUUAUUGCUAGCCUUCCAUGAAAAUGCAGAUCAUCCAAUAUUCAGUCAGUCAUCAUUAUAUCAAAUCGAUAGCCAUUCCUUAAGCAUAGGGAGUCACUUGGAGGAUGAAAUUUUAUAUAAGCUCAGCUUUAGGUUUUCUCUUGGUGGUGUUUAAACAUUUUUAAACAAAAGUUUUUAGAAUGAUUUUUGCAUCUUUACGAAAGUCAUAAUAAUUUAAGUAUUUACUGUAGAUUUGUCUACGAAUAAUUCCGAGUAAAGAGGCGAUGAUGCAGUUGGCAGAUGAGCCAUGAACUAUCCACCAGCAACGAUUUCUGUCUGCCACAGGCUGUCUGGAUUAACAGAUGAACUGGAUCAAUGUUCCGAAAUUUCUGUCCUUAGAUGUGUCGUUUUGUGGUAGAAUGUUCCAUGUCCACUUCUUUCAUUGUUUACUCUCAUUCCAGUCAUCUUGAAAACCCACCUCUGCCAUAUUCAACAAAACAUAUCAUGGCUUUAAAAUGAAACUAGAAAAAUAAUGCUAGUAAUUUUAAAGUGAUCCAGGAGCAAAGGCUAACCAGCUAGGCCAUCUCUACUACUUGGGAGACAUGGUGAUUUAUGUAAGCGUAAAUUCAAACACUUUAAAUCAUUAUUUAUUUUGAUUCUUCUAUAAUUCAACAAUGACAAAUUUAGAAGAUUCUAAAAAUUUAUAAUACUUUGACUAACUUAUGAUGAUGAAAUAAUAUAUAUCUUCCUC